GUUGAGAAAAUAAAGCAAAACAUGUAUUUCUAUGUUUCUGCACUUCCUCGUGGGUCUGUUAUUGGGACACGAAAGCUCAGGCUGCAUCCAGGAAGGAAGGCAGGCCAAGUUUGGUCUUAUGAAUUCAGCUCCAGCUGCAAGACAAAGGCGUGUUUCUGUCUGCAAAGAGUCAGGGGUGACUUUUGUGCCGAUGUCUAAGUGAAAGGAGCUAAUCGGUGAUCAUGGCUGCCCAUGUGAGUCCUGGCAUCAAGGUUUCAAUUCUGUGUGAGGAUGCAGACAAGUGGCUGGAGGCCGGGGAGCUGGUGCGGGCCACGUCCCUCUACAUAUCUGCCUUCAGUACUCACGCUGCAAUGACUGUGACCCACAUGCGCAAAAAGGAGAUAUCCCACCUCCAAGGAGUCAUCUCGAUUCUAGAAAGUUGGCUUGACAAUCACCAGGAGAUCCAGCUUGCUGACGGACUCUGUAAAGGUUUGGCAGCUGUCUUCCUGUCCACCCUCUGCCCUAAUAAUCUCUCGGCCACCAUUUUCAAAAUGGAGUCCCUCCUUCUCAGUGGCGGGCACGACAGCCAGGAGAUUUUUGCUCGCUGUACUGCUCUGCUUGCGGGGAAACAAAAGGCCAAAGGAGAUGGCAUUUGUUGUGUGGCGCUGGAGAUAACUCGUGCUUUGGCCUGCUUAAUGUCGGGGGCCGACCGGGCAAAGGCUCUAAAACUUUACCUCAACUCAUACAAGAGCAACAAAUGUGAAACUGUCAAACUGGUCAAGAGCAGACAAGCUUCUCAAAUACCCCAAAUAGUAAAAGCCUUCACAGAGCAAAUGCAUCUCUGGUACCCCUCCUUGUUGCUGGACAGCAACUGUGACGUGUCCAAAAAGGGGAAAGAACAGCUGAAUAUUGAGACUGCUCCUCCACUGCUGGAGUUCUUGUUGGAGCUCUCACCAGGUGAUGGACAAGUGCUGGAGCUACAAGCGGCACUUUUGUUUUUCACUGGCCAUUUUGGCGACAGUGCAGAUGUGUAUUCUGCUAUCUUGCAGAUGGUCAAAGACGCACCUGAGAGGCGAGCGAGGAUCUUCACCGGCCGAGCGGCCACGUACCUCAUGGCGGGUGGGCGGGUCGCCGAGGCCUGUGUGGAUCUGGGCCAAGCCUUCGAGGCACACCCAGCUUGUGCUCGAAUUAGCUUCCAAAAGGUCUUCACUGAUCUGGGUACGGGGGAAGCUGCUCGCAACCAUCUUCGUCAGGAGAUUGAAAAAUGUCUGUCUGCUUUCCGGGAGGUGGUCCUCGUCCGAACGGACCUGAGGUCACGGGAGGGAGCGGAACUUCUGGACCCUGCCAUCGCGCAAUUGCGGACCCUUUGCCAUUUGGAGUCUGACGGUGGAGGACAAGAACUGCGGCUGCGACUGGCCGAAUGUCUUCUUCUCAGGGGGGCAUACAAGGAAGCCCUCUCUAUCUGUAGCCAGUUGGAAGCUGCCAAAGGUCAGCACAGCUUUCCAACCAGUGUUCAAGUUCUCUGUGGAUAUGCUCGACUUCUCACAAAAGACCACAAAGGGGCUCUAGAGGACUUCCAGGCUGUGAUCGAGCACAACGCUCCCCACCCACCCAGUUGUGUGCGGGCACUUUGUGGUAGAGGGGUCGUGCGCAUGACGUGGGGGUUCCACUACCUCACAGCACUUGACUAUGUGACAGCCACCAGGUUGCACCCACUGGAAACGGCGUUGACCAUUCGCUCUCUCGUGCCGUGGAACCUCCGGGGUCUGCUUUUGACUGUUUUACUGGAGCAGGGCCGGGUCAUGCUCGAGGGGGCCGGAGGCCGCCACCGAGCCUCAUGUGAAAACUCCCAGCAGGAGGGUCAGCUGCAUGCUACAUCGAAGCUGGACGAGUACAAAGCUGGGUCUCCUGCUGGUGUUCACUCCCUGGCCGUGUUGCUCAUGGAGGUCCAAAAAGGCGCUGAUGGGCCUGAGAUCUUAGCAGCAGACGCCUUGUACCAGCUGGGACGAGUGGAGGAGGCCUAUCGCUUGCUGUUGCUUUCCAAGGGGCCUACAAGUCGCCGGGCAGCCGUCCUAGCCCGACUCGCCCUGCUGCAGUUGCACAGGGGCUUCCUUUAUGACACCAAUGAGCUGCUAAAAAAGCUCAUUCAGUGUGGAGACACCAGUUGCUUGCGCCCCCUGUUGGUGGUGGCAAAGCAGAAGGACCGAGCACUGCUGCAGGACCACUGCCACUCCGCCGCCAAACGCAUCCUGGAGGGCACAACAGAGGAUAGCGUCGUCAGGGAGGCUGUGGCGUACCUCUCCAUUGCCAUCAUCAUCGCCGGUGGCGAUGCAACAGACUCCUUGUUGGAGAGAGGGCGGUGUUAUGCUCUCCUCGGCCAAAAAAAGACAGCAAUCUUUGACUUCAGUGCCAUUCUCAAGGAACACCCCAAACAUGUUCAAGCCCUCUGCGGAAGAGGCUUCACGUACCUCCUGCUCAACCGGCAAAAGGAAUGCACGCACGACAUCCUGGCGGCACUGCAGAUAAACGCCGAUGAGGUCACCAAAGACCUCGUGUCGCUCAAGGACAGGGCACGCAAACUGGUCUGCGAUUGGCUGCAUCAUUUCUGCAGGAGCAGCCUGUCAGAUGUCCUGGUCGCCAAUGCCGUCCCCUGCCACGAGGAGCAGCUCAGGGAGGCUUCCGUAAUCUGUGCUGCUCUGAUAAGGACUAAGUGUGCAGCCGCCAGAUGGCAUCUUCUCUGUGUUGACUUACUUUUAGCCAAAGGUGAAGCGGAGGCGGCAGGUGCCCACUUGAGUCAGGUCUUUGGCCAGGAUCCAAAAAAUGCUGCGGCCCGGGCCAGGGCAGGUGUGAUCGACGCUUGGCACCACAACUAUCGCAGUGCAGCUCGCAAGCUCUGCAAGCUCGCCGAAAAAGAGUCGGCAUGUCUGGAACUGUUGUUGAAUCUGAUCCCACUCAAUCAGAGGAAACUGGUGGCAAAGGCAGCAGCACAGGAGGCCAGCAGCACGUCUUCAGAUGGGAGCUGGGAUCAGGCCCUCCCUCUUUUGACUGUGGCCGUACGAGCGGCAGACAAACACAGACUCCAGUAUCUUCGCCAGCGGGCAGCUUGCCUCGCCCGACUUGGCUUCCAUGAGCGGAGCGUCGCCGACCUUGAUCGAGUCAUUCAGAAACACGGCUGUUCUGACGCCAGCUGCUCUGACAAUCCCCAAGUCUGGGCAGAAGACCUGUGUUUUCGCGGACGCAGCCUGGUGCUGUGUUCCAGGGAAGGACCUGCUCUUGAGGACUACAGCAGGGCCCUUGAGCUCCACAGGGAGAGGACUAUCCGAUGUGUGGACGAAGGUCUGGGGAGGCUACGUCUGGCUGAGUGCUUUUUGAGGGGCGCACUGCACCAGUAUGGCGAACAGCAGCUGAACAAAGCUUGGGCCUUGAUUGAAUGCGGCCUUAUCGUGGACGGCGACAAUGCCGCACUGCGCCGACUAAAGGCAAAGGUCAAACGACAAGUGGCCGGCCCCUGUAAUAUCAACUAGUAAGUCCACAAAACCACACCCUGGACUGGUUGCCAGCCAAUCGCUGGGCACACAUAAACAAACCACUCUUACAUUCACACACAUGGGCAAUUUCGAGUCUUCAAACA
Messenger RNA from Syngnathoides biaculeatus (alligator pipefish), 3610 nucleotides. RefSeq names its product tetratricopeptide repeat domain 34 (gene ttc34). The transcript has 9 exons. Gene Ontology annotation, molecular function: protein binding. The record is from RefSeq and is a predicted model, not a curated record. NCBI's taxonomy places the organism in Eukaryota, Metazoa, Chordata, Actinopteri, Syngnathiformes, Syngnathidae. The coding region runs from base 222 to 3503 and encodes 1093 amino acids.